CCCAUCUUAGUAUCUCUCUACCUACCCCUCAUGCUGUUGUGGACAUUGCUAAUGGUCCUUGGUUUGCUUAGCAGACAUGUUGCUAUUGCAAAGAAAUCUGUGGUGGAACCCAGGCCUUCAUGGACACCUCUUUUGGAAGGGGAGCUAGUGACUUUAACUUGCCAUGGAGUCGGACCUCUUAAACAAGAAAGGACACGGUGGUACAAAAAUCAACAAGAAAUUCUAUCUAAAAACAUCAUUCAGACUAAUCAGCCUGGAGAGUACAGAUGCCAGACCCAGGACUCAACUCUCAGUGACCCUGUAAACCUGGUAUUUUCUUCUGAAACGCUGAUCUUGCAGACCCCAUAUUCUGUGUUUGAAGGAGACACGCUGGUCAUGAGAUGCCGGGGAAAGAACAUGGGGACAGUCAAUUACAUGGCAUACUAUAAAGAUGAAAGAAAAUUGCGUGAUCUUAUUAGAGAUUUUGAUGAGUUCCUCUUCAUCUCACAAGUUGGCUUAAAUGACAGUAGCAAAUAUCAUUGCACAAGAAUUGUUUCUAGAUGGUCUACUUGGACAGAAAUUUCAAAACCUGUAACUAUCCAAGUCCAAGAACUGUUUUCACCCCCUGAGCUGAAAACCACAACCUCUGAACCCAUAGAAGGGACCCCAAUGACACUGAGUUGUGAGACUCAGCUCUCUCCACAGAGGUUAGACACCAAACUGAACUUCUCCUUCAUCAGAGAUGGCACGGUCAUCGCAUCAGGUGGGAAGAAUUCCCAUGUGCUCCAGAUCCCAGCCAUCCAGACAAAAGACUCAGGGUCAUACCGGUGUGAGGCAAAAGCAGUGACUCAGAAUAUUUUGAAACAGAGCAACUACGUGAAGAUCAGUGUGAAAAGUGGAAAUCUCUCCUCAUUCAAUUCAAGUGAAAAGAUUAGUCACUUAUCUCUUGGACUCAUUGUGACCCAGUUCAUUGUGGUUGUACUUGCUGCUUCUGCGCUUCUAUUUUUCUUUGGACCGUGGAGUAAGUCAGGCAUACCUCAGAGAGAGACAUUGCCGGUUCAGCUCCAGACUACUUAAAUAAAAUAAAUAUUGCAAUAAAAGUAUUGAGUCCUCAUUCAGUUAUACCAGAUUAACUUUUCAAGACAUAAAAACUGUCCACCCAGAGCACUCAUCUACUUCAGUGAUAUGUGGUACAAGAGAAAGCAUACUGAAUCUGGUCAGAGAAGCAUUGUUCAAGUACAUCGGUUUGUGUCUAAUAUUUAUGUGACCUUCAUCGACUGAUUUAACACCUCUGGGCCUCAAUUUUCUUAUUUGUAAAAUAAGUAGAUUAAAUUAGAUAAUUUCCAAGAUUCCUUUCAGCUCUAUCAUACUAUAUACUACCUUAAUAUGAAUCAUAAAAUCCAA
Molecule: messenger RNA, 1383 nt
Organism: Antechinus flavipes (yellow-footed antechinus)
Lineage: Eukaryota; Metazoa; Chordata; Mammalia; Dasyuromorphia; Dasyuridae
Product: Fc receptor-like protein 3
Exons: 8
Coding region: 31-1056 (341 amino acids)
Biological process (GO): cell surface receptor signaling pathway
Molecular function (GO): transmembrane signaling receptor activity
Source: RefSeq, a predicted model, not a curated record